This is a messenger RNA of Paramecium tetraurelia, 4713 nucleotides long. RefSeq lists its product as uncharacterized. The record is from RefSeq and is a predicted model, not a curated record. NCBI's taxonomy places the organism in Eukaryota, Ciliophora, Oligohymenophorea, Peniculida, Parameciidae. The transcript has 2 exons.
AUGAGUUCGGCUCCAUCCACAAAUAAUGUGAUUAUCACUAAAGUGGAGAUUGCUAGAUUUACGAUUUAUUUAGUGUCCUUAAUGGUUUCAGUGCUUAUGCAGAUGCGAAUGGAAGAUUAAGGUAUAAUGAAUACAUCAGUUUAAAAUUCGAUGUUUUCAGGAAUUUAAAAUGUGUUUAAGUUUAAUAAUCAGACUCGAUUCUCAAUGUUGAAUUGGGUGGACAAAUAGUUGUAUCAUGGUUAUUCAUUGAAUAACAAUUCUACGGAGAUGUAUAGCAGGUUGAUUCCGGUGAGUUUCCUUGAAAUUCAAACUAAAUAUGCCAAGAUUGAUAGUUUGGUGAAUGUUUGGGAUAAGGAUUUGACUGAAGACAAAGCAAACUAAGGAUUUCAAUAGCAAUAUAUUUAUCCGUUCAUCCAGCGAUUUCCGCCGUACCCUGUAUUCAAGAAUAUCAGCUUCAUCGAUGAUGUUAGUGGGAUAACUCUGGAUUCAUUGAAACUAAUUGAUACUGGGUUUUUGACAUCGAAUACUCACUCAUUGAAGGCUCAAGCAUCAUAUUACAGUCCCAAUUUGUAGAUGAUUUGUGUAGUCAGAAUCAAUAUGGAAUUCAGUGCUGCUGGCUAAUCGUAUCAAUUCAUUCAAUAUGACUCAUUUAGAUUGAGUUUUUAUUUAAACAAAACUGAUUAUAUCAGAAUGGCUUUUGAGAUUUUGUUCUCAAUCAUUUAUAUCAACUAUUUAUAUAUGGAGGGUUACAAGAUAUAUUUCAAGGUUUAGUUGGCAUCAAAAGAAGAUGAUUUAAAAGUAUAAGCAUAAAAAAAGAAAGAAUAACGUUUGAAGUCAAAGAAGGAAGCUAAAAAAAGAGGGGGUGUUGUUUAGGGAGAAGAAGGAGAAGUUAAGCAUCUUUCUGUUCUAGGGGAUAAAGUAGAAUCCAAAAGUCGAGAGAAAAUGGAGAAGGCUCAAAGAAAAACAAAGAUUAUCAUCAACGUUGUUAUUCAACAUAUUUCUGAUAUCUGGAGUGCUAUAGAUGUGUUGAUCUUAGUUAUUCUUGGAAUUGCUGCUUCAGAGUACAUCAAGGCCAUUUCAUCUUAGCCAUAUUCUGACUCUUUGAAUAAUCUAUUGGAGAACACCUCUACUUAUUAAUCUGUUUUUGAACCUGUUUAUAAAGAUAUGCUGACUGGGAUCUAAGUUUCUUAUACUUUGAAUGAUGAAUUUGCAGAACAGGCUGAUAUUUUAAGAUUCUACAGAAGGUUUUGCGCAGUCGCACUCUUAAUAAUGUGGAUCAAGUUGUUGAAGUAUUUCAUUAACAUCUUUUAACGAUUAAUAAGUUACUUGGAGAUCAUCUUGAAUGUUAUUGAGUACAUGAUAUUUUAUUUAGUAUUGUUGGGAGCAAUUUUGAUAUCAUUUUCAUUGUUCUUUUACUUUCAAUACGGAAGUUAAAUUUUCAUUACCUCGACAAUUGGAAGAUCAUUGUCUUACAUCUUAGGAUUUAUGAUAGCUCAAAAUGAUCAAUUUAAUGAAUUGUUCAAGUAUGAUGAAGUCAUCACAUUCAUAAUGACCAUCCUUUACUAUGUUAUUGUCAUUAUCAUAUUGUGUAAUAUGUUUUUCGUCUUUGUUAAAUAAGAAUAUAAUGAAUAUUAGAUGAAGCUUGAGAAACAAUCCUAAAAAAAUAACAAUUCCAAAAAACAUGAUGAGAUGGUUAAAUAUAUACAUCCCUACUGGUAUUUCUAUAACAUUGCUGAAUAUUUUGUCAUGAGAUUUUGGUUCACCUUAAAAUUAUAACCCUCGAAAUUUGAUGAUUAUAAUGAAAACAAAGAAUUGCAAUAUGUAAUUAACGAGAGAGAAUUCAAAGAAAAUCCACAAACCAUCGACUUUAACGUCGAUUUUGCUAACUUAAUCAACCAAUCAGUUGAUGAUGAUGAUAAGAAUCAGAAAUUCUUGAUAGAGGAAGAAAAGGAAAGAAUUCUAAGUAAAUAGAAGAUGGAACUUAUUAAACUGAUUUGGAAAACAGUGCUAUUAUUAUUGAUAUUGUCCUUGAAUUUCAUUUUACUCUAAGAAUUUUAUAGUCCUGCUGAUGCUUAUUUGCAAAGUGAUUCCAUCUCAAGGAAAAUUAGAUAUGAUAGGUCCAAUGCAUAAAAACAAUUCAAAGAUUUAAAUACUAUUCAAGAUAUGACGGAUUGGCUAAUUUAUGGAUUCCCAGAUCUUUUUGAAGACAAUAUAUUUGGAUAGAAUGAGUUGGCAAUCCUAAAAAAUCAAAACCCAACAAUAAAUUUUAACUCCUCUUCAUCUGAUACUAUCCUGUAAUAUCAACUUCAAGAAUAUGCUUUUGAUAGUCUAAUUAGAACUAGUUCAUUGAAUACUUUCAAUAUAGUUGUCAAUGAUGUAAUUAGAGUAACUAUCAGAAGAUCUUUGAUGGUAAAUAAUACAUUGGAAGAAUUCUCUACCUUUGCUGCUCAAACUAUGCUCCUAUUUUUAAAUUCUCCAACUGACAACAUAGAUUCAGAAAAUGAGAAUUAUGAGAGUUUUUACGAUGCCGACACCAAUUUCACUAUUGAUUACGAUGAAUCCAAUGGAUUUGAAGGGGAAGGAGGUUUAGUUAUGUUGCUGGAACCAAAAUAAUUGAGUCCUGUAAUAGAUUCGUUGUAGAAAGUCAAAUUAAUUGAUAGCAUCAGUUCCAUAGCUAUUUAAUUUGUAACAUUCAAUCCUAUUAAUGCAAGAGGAUUAGCACACAUUAAAUUGUCAUUUACAAUAAAUCAAUGUGGUGCUCUUUCCUUCAAAUUAAUCGAUGUGCAAGGUAUUAAAAAGAACUCCUUAUAAUCGGUAAGUGAAAUCAGUAUUUUGAUCUUGUCAGUCUCACUUAUUAUUGCUCUUUGCUAUUAUUUAUAUGUGACCAUAAAGACUAUGUUACACAAGAAUUUUUCUUAUGACAGAUGGUAUAGCACCUACAUAUUACUAUCAUUAAAUAGAUCAUAAUUAUACAUGAGAGAAAGACAUAUGCCUGAGUUUAUAAGAAAAUCGCUUUUUUUAAUGGAUAUCUCAUAGUUGCUCAAUUUAUUGUUUUUGACUCUUCUAGGAGCUCAGAUUACAUUGAUAUUGUAUUACUUCUUUUAGGUGAAUACUUUGAUUUAAGGAUCUCAGAUAUUCAGUACUUCAAUCAAUGAUUUAUUGCCUUCAACAUUGUUUUCUGUGAAUUAGAAUGUGGAUAAGUAUGUUUUCUUUAGUUAGGUCUAGAAAAUUGGAGAUAAUAGUAAGUUAAUUGGGGCAUUUGGCUCAUGUGCAAUUUUGGUGUUGUGUUUAGAAAUUUUAUAUUUACUUUCACACAAUAAAGAUUUUUAAACCUUGACAAACUCAAUAAAGUACACCUUAUCUCAUCUACCAUUCAUUUUAAUUAUCCUAUUGGGUAUAAUCGUGGCUUUUUCAUCGAUGGCUCACUUAGUUUUGGGCACUGAUCUCAUUUAAUAUUCUACAUUCUUUGGAACUAUUGUUAAAAUGCUUGAUUUCAUUUCGAAAAUAGAUGAUAUAUCAUUCUUUCGUCUCGAUGAUAGAACCUUAGAAUUCUAUCUCAUGAUAAUACCUUACACCAUCACCGUUAGAUUUAUCAUCAUGAAUAUGUUCUUUGCUAUCACAUUAAGAGGUUAUUUGCUAAGCAAAGAAAAAUAUGCUGAAGAAUAACAAAAUCAGAAAUCGCAUCCUUUGUCAUUAACUUCUCAAGAGUUCGUUAUGCUAUCUAUUCAAAUGUUUACAUUUAAGGAAAAACUUAUUAAGGUUGGAUCUGAUUAAUAUUUAAUGCAAAUUAUUAAGUAAUUCCAGCCAAUCAAGGUUUAUACUUCAAUCAAGGACAACAUAAGAAAUCAGACAAACUUAACAGCCAUGAAGGCUUGGGCUGAAGAAUGUGCAAAAGAGAUUAAGGAUGAGAAGGAAAUAAGGAAACCACUUGAUGUUGCCUGUCAUGAAUUGUUGUAGGCUUACAUCGAUCAAAAUAACAAGGGGGAAUUUGAUAUCCUACAAAGAUUGAAUACCGAUCCAAAGAGAAAAUUAAUUGAAUUCUCUUUGAAAUUGACAUACAUAAAUUAUUUUAGAUUUGCUAUUGAUUAAUUAGAUAAAUUUACAGUCUUUUUUACAAAGAAAAGAGAACAAAUCAGAUCUAUCUUGUUUUCUGACAGCAAAGGAGAAGAUUACAAAAAGAUGGUCUACAUUUGUUCUUUGGAAGCUCAACUGGAGGAGAAUAUUUAAAGCAUGACCUUUAUAAAAUAAGAACUCUUAGCCUUGGGAUUUGAUAUUGGUGAGGCAGGUGAAAUUGACAGCAAAGAGAAUGUCAUCAAAGUCAAACAAUAAAAAUAACAAACUUUAAAAGCCUCAUUUUAAAAUCCCAUGUCUGAUAGGAUAUUCUAGUUGACCAAAUUAAAACCAGAUAACACAAAAGAUCUGAAAAACUCCCCUGAACCAUCAGAUAAUGAACCUGAUCAAGAUAACUAAUUUGCUGAAUCACGUAUAUAACAAACAAUUAAGCCUUCCACGUUUAAAUAAGCACAAACUAUUGAAGUAAAAUAGGAUGAUCCAAGAAUAAAAGAGAACAAGGAUCAAUAAUAAGGUGAAACUACAGAAAAGUCAACAGAUGAAAAACCCAAAUCUGAUCAGCCAGUAUAGCCAGAAUAGAAAGUUGGAAAGGGGAUCGUUAAAAACAUGUUUUAAGUGGGAGAUAAGAAAUCAAAAAAAUGA